AUUUAACGGACUCGCGACUUCGCUAAACAGUACAGUUGGAUGCACGAUGAUAACUCGGGUGAUCGGUGCAGCUCCAUCAUACAUCUAGGGGCGUCCGCCGAUACUGUACCUGAAGAAAAUUAAUCUUCAGUCAGCCAGUUCGAGAGUUAUGCCACGCUGUAGUAUCCAGCGAACAUUCCGUCUUCACAAACACCGAAGAAUUAAGAAGAAUCGUUUAAUUAAAUAGCAAUAAAAGCUUUUAAAAAAAAGGAAAACAGAUUUUAGAGACGAAAGUAACCAAGGAUCGAACGUUAUCCUAUUGAUGCGUUAUUUUUAUAACGUGUAUGGCGACUCGAAAAAAAUAAUUUGUUUCAGAGAACAGAUUUUUAAUUUCUUUUUACAUACAUAUAAUUUCCAAGGAACAUUUGCGGUUAUAGAAGCUCUCCGUUUUGAACAAUCUGUUUUAUCUAUUAUAACGAACUUUCAAGCACAAUCCAAGUUUACAACAAAUUACAGAGAUUUUUAUAACAUACAAUUCUUUACAAAUGGGAAUUUUGCGUCAACUAUUGUUUGGUAAAUAUCUGUUAAUUACUAAUACCGUGAGCUGCGGUUUAAUGAUGGCAGCAGGAGAUGUAAUUCAGCAGCGCAGUGAAUAUUGGAAGAAGUAUUCUCACAAAUACUUUCCGUCUAGCGUUAUGGCAGCAUCGCCGGAGGACGAAGAGACUGCGGCAAUUUCCAGCACGUCUGUGUACGGACACGAUUAUGCGAGGACCAGAAACAUGACAGUUGUUGGGCUGAUUCAAGGCCCGUUUCAUCAUUGGUUCUACAUAAUUUUAGACAAAGUUUUGCCGGGCAAAAGCGCAAAGUCGAUAGUUAAGAAAACGCUUCUCGACCAAUCAAUCGCGAGUCCUACAUGUCUGGCAAUAUUUUUCGUCGGCCUCGGAAUUCUGGAGCAUCGCAAAAUCGAGGAAAUCUGCAAGGAGCUGAAAUUGAAGUUUUACGACGUAUGGAAAGUUGAUUGUUGCUUUUGGCCUCCUACACAAUGCAUCAACUUUCUCUUUGUGCCCUUGCAUUAUCGAGUACUUUACAUAAAUGCUAUGACGAUGGUCUAUGAUAUUUUUUUAUCUUAUAUGAAACAUGAUGCUCAUUUUGAGUGAUGAGAUGAAAUCUCGUGGCUAGUCUGAAUAAAGGAAGUAACUGCGCAAAUAAUAGUUGCGAAGCAUGUAUUAUAUAUAUCUAUUAUGUAUGUUUAUUAUUAUUAAUUACACAUAACAAUAUAUGCAAUGAAACGCAA
Messenger RNA from Formica exsecta, 1273 nucleotides. RefSeq names its product mpv17-like protein 2. Lineage: Eukaryota; Metazoa; Arthropoda; Insecta; Hymenoptera; Formicidae. Gene Ontology annotation, biological process: mitochondrial ribosome assembly. The transcript has 4 exons. The coding region runs from base 525 to 1136 and encodes 203 amino acids. Gene Ontology annotation, cellular component: membrane; cytoplasm. The record is from RefSeq and is a predicted model, not a curated record.